Cladocopium goreaui is the source of this 1947-nucleotide messenger RNA. The record is from the annotation of a GenBank genome assembly. NCBI's taxonomy places the organism in Eukaryota, Dinophyceae, Suessiales, Symbiodiniaceae.
AUGCCCUCGGCUGCUGUGAAAGCGGCCAUGCAAAAAGCAGCUGAACGCGCUGCUCGGGUGGUUGGAAACCAGCCAGCGGGCAAAACCAAGAAUGGGAGGUCGCCUCUUGAGAUGAUGUUGCAACCUUUGCCAUCCAAGACCAGCACGCCUUCUCGCAAAGCUGGGAAUCUGGAACGAGGAGUCAGCACUGCCUCGACAGUUCCAGCUGAUGACAAUCUUGCUCGUAGCCUGGUCGUGGCAGAUAUGCAAAGUCUCAAGACCCCAUCGCCCAGAGAGAAGGCACCAGCUGAGGUGGUUUCUGCCCCAAAGACUACAAAGAAAGAGGAGGUACAUGUCACCAGGUCCCCUACCCAGUACUACUCGCCAUCAAAAGGUGAACGUUCCAAGAAUGGUAAAAAGGUUCCUAAGGUUCCAGAGGCCAAGACAACGGCGGUCAAGAGAAGUGCAAAACCGCCGAAGAAGACGAUCGACAAGAAGACACCGACCCAGACCGAUGACCAACAGAAAGAACCCAAGACGAUCGACAAGAAGAAAAAGAAUCAGACUGAGGACCAACAGGACACGACACCCCCCAAGCAGGAGACCGUACCAACAGCCAUUGCUGUGCAUGCAACCUUGCAACGCGCAGCUACGGUGGACAUCAACAGCGGACCCCCACCGCCAUCCCCUGGUGGCAGUGACAAUGAUGAGAGUGGGAGCGCAAGUGACUCUGAUGGUGGGGGUGAUCAGAAUGAAGACAACGAUGACCAGGAAGGUCCGGAAGGUCCAGGUGAGGACGGCCUUACAGCAGAACAUGUGAGGCAGAAGAAACUAGCACAUGCGCGCUACAUGCUCUUCAGCAGAAGCCUGCAGAGUCGCCGAUGCCCUAUUGAAAUCAAGCGCGCUGGGAAGGCAGCGUUCCGCUGUUCAGAGAGGAUCAGCAUCUUGUACGAGCAGUGGAUCGAAUGUGCUGGCCACUGGUCAGAAUCAUCACUGCUGCAGCAGUUGAGGUAUGAAAAGCGUCACAGGCGCAUUGGCGCUCGCAAAUGGCUGACGUAUGCGGAAUUGGUGAUCAAAUAUGGGAAUUCCGACUGCGCACGCAAAAUUUGCGAGUCCAAACGUCGGGAUCCUGAAGUGGCCAAAGAGCAGAUCAGACCCCAUCCAGACUGCCCAGGUGACAGAGAGAUGGACCAGUAUCUCGUUUGGGAUCAGGACAGCGAAGAAGACCAGGAAGACCACGUAACUAGUACUCUGUUCGAGGCCGUGGAUCGAGAGAAAUCAAGGGAGCGCAAGAAGGAGAGCAAGCCUAAGGACAGCAAGAAGAAGAAGAAGAAGACUAGCAAGAAGGGAAAGAAACGUGGACGUGCCUCUUCGUCCGACUCCAGUUCCAAGCCCUCCACUGAUUCCUCUGAUGAUGCCUCUUCGUCCAGCUCUGAGGACAAGAAGAAGAAGAAGAAGUCCAAGCAGAAUGGGAAGAAGAGCGGCAAGAAAAAUAGCAAGACUAAUGGCAAGAAAGACAAGAAAGACAAGUCGAAGAAAGACAAGGACAACAAGGAUAAGAAGAAGAAGAAGAAGGACUCAGAAUCCAGCUCGGCGUCGGAAACGGAAGAGACACCUGAAGAGAAAGCGAAGCGAGAGCAAAAGGACCUGGAAAAGAAAGCGAAGGAGGUCAAAAGCAAACGCAUUGCAAAGGCAAACAAAGCUGUGAACAAGCUCCAGUCGUCGCUCGCAAAGGUCUCCCUGGUUGAGAUCAAAGCAUCCAGCAUGUCGGCCAAUCUGAAGAAUGUGUUUCUCCAGGAGCUUGCCCCGCAGAAGCACAACCUGAGCAAGGCACGCGAAGACUUGCAAAAGGCGGUUGAUGCUGCCAAGGGUGGUGGGGAUUUGGCCCUGCUGGAUGCGCCGGAAGAGUCAGCCGAGAUCGCUGUGAAAGAGUUCACAGAGUUUUUGACGAGCAACAAUAUGAAGUAA